This is a messenger RNA of Varroa destructor (honeybee mite), 2052 nucleotides long. RefSeq names its product MFS-type transporter SLC18B1-like. NCBI's taxonomy places the organism in Eukaryota, Metazoa, Arthropoda, Arachnida, Mesostigmata, Varroidae. The record is from RefSeq and is a predicted model, not a curated record. Gene Ontology annotation, molecular function: transmembrane transporter activity. Gene Ontology annotation, biological process: transmembrane transport.
UCCCUAUUGGCACCAUUCUCAUACACAAAUAAUAGGCCUUUUUUUUUUCAUAAACCCGCCUUUCAAUGUCGUUUUUUUCUUCGACUCUCGCUUCUCCCUUCCUGACUUUAUGGAGGUUUAUUUUGAACAGGCUUCUUAUCGUCUCCAAGAGUAAUACUUCACCAACAAACAAAUCGAGCAGCCGAAUAUGACGAGACAAAAAACACCAGCCUUGGACAAUGCGUGUCACAUCUUCAACAACGUCUACAUUACACGUCACACAUGUGGCAUUUUCUGUUUUCACUUUGUUGAUCGUUUGCUUUCGAGCUCAGUGAAAACGGACCGCCGGGUCAGCGAUUAAACAACGAGUCCAUUCUCCUGGGAAGUCUUUUGGCUGACCUUAAGGGUGUGCAUCAGAGUGUCUACGGAUAUGUUUUUUCGGUGUUCAAGUUGUUUAUGUUUAUUGGAUCGAUUACAUCAGAGAAAUUGAUCGAGAAAUUCAGUCCGGUGCCGUUGUACGUUGUUGGACUGCUCGGAACUUUCCUGUUUGACAUCUGCAUCGGAUCCCUGUUCUGGGUGAAUGACAGAAAUAUCUUUAUUGGACUGUCUUUUCCUCUCGCGGUCGUUGGAGGCUUUCUCGCGUGUUCGUAUUCAAUUUCGAUGUAUUCGAUACUCACCGAGCGUUUUAGCACUAAACCUGGCCUAAUCAUUGCGUCGAUGGAGUUUCUGUGGGGCAUUGGUAAUAUGGUGGGUACGUUAGCCGGCGGAGUUCUCAUAGAUUUCUGGAAUUUUUCGCUGCCGUUCUUCGCGUCAGGCAUCAUUAUGGUCAUGCUGAUUCCAACAAUCAUCAAGAAUGGACCUAUUAAACCUUCCAGAAGUCAUUCAGAAAAGGACUUGGCUCCAAGGUCAUCAUUCAACCCAUUAAAUCAACAAGAUCGUAACCCUGAACUCAGUGCAUGCACGAAUACAGUUAAUGGGAGUCAAGUUGACUAUCGUCGCAUGGUGUUUAGACCUCUUUUUCUCAUUGACAUGGUGACCGUAUGCUUGUCAUGGGUAGUAAUGAGCUUCAAUGAACCGACGCUUGCACGCUAUCUGACCCAGUUUCAUUUAUCGAAUACAGGAGUCGGCCUUGUGUUUUGCGUACAGUUUGCAUCUUACGCAAUUGGUGCAAUUAUUUCUGGAAUCUUAUCCCAUUUAGGCCAAGAAGAGUUCUUCCUAUUCUUUGGUCAGCUUUGCACAGCGCUCGCGUUCCUGGUUAUUGGCCCCGCACCCUUUAUUCAAAGUGAACCGAAACUUAGCUUCAUCUAUCUUUCACAAGUGUUCACCGGACUAGGAAUGGCUGGUCAAUUCGUUUGCGGCUUUGCUCACGCUCUGAAGAUCUCAAUUAAAGCUGGUUAUCCUGGCAACAUAAAGACAUCGGGCGUCAUAGCCAGUGCCACAUUUAUUUUCAUGGUGUUAGGGGCAAUAGUGACUCCACCGAUUGCCAGCUACCUCGUAGAAAGAUUUCAAUAUCGGACGGGAUCGAUGUUUAUCUUUAUCCUGCUUCUUUUCUGGAGCGUGGUAAACCUCGGCGUAUUCAUCAAGAGUCUCAUCGACAAGAUCAGAUCCACCAAUUAAAAUGAGGGACUGCAUCGGACAAAAUAUAUGAUAUUGAUUUCUGAAACGAUUCUACCUCAUAUGAACAUAAUUCGACUUCAAGAUUGAGAGCAAUAUCAUCCGUUGUAACUAGCUCGUUAGUAUAGCGCAGCAUUAGAAAAGACCUCGUAAUGGUUGUCCUUUGAUUUUUCAUUUGUACAGGGUUAAUUCGUCCAGUGACACCGAUGUCACCUAGGUCCUGCUUUACAAUAAGAGAAAUAUGUAAAUUAAUUGUAAAUUUAACAGGAGCGUCUGGAACGCAUCCGCUAGCCGGUUACCACAAGAGAUAAGAUUAAGAUAAAUAUGUCGUAAUGUAAGAUAAGCGAACGACCACCAAUAUUCAUAACGACCAGCAAAUACGAAGCUCUGAAGAAUGCAUCGAACAAUUAUCCUAGAGCUAAAGAGCUUUGCUGCCAUGUAAAUAGCACCUGUAUUAUA